Messenger RNA from Impatiens glandulifera, 890 nucleotides. RefSeq names its product transcription factor bHLH160. The transcript is spliced from 3 exons. Gene Ontology annotation, cellular component: RNA polymerase II transcription regulator complex. Bases 1 to 843 code for a protein of 280 amino acids. The record is from RefSeq and is a predicted model, not a curated record. Gene Ontology annotation, biological process: regulation of transcription by RNA polymerase II. Lineage: Eukaryota; Viridiplantae; Streptophyta; Magnoliopsida; Ericales; Balsaminaceae. Gene Ontology annotation, molecular function: RNA polymerase II transcription regulatory region sequence-specific DNA binding; protein dimerization activity; DNA-binding transcription factor activity, RNA polymerase II-specific.
AUGUCAUUUUCACAUUCGAGAAAUGACCAAAUUAGUUUUGAAGGCGAAGACUUAUCCUACUAUAUUGAAGGUUUGGACGGCUAUGAUCCAUCGCAGUUUCUCCAAGAAUAUUGCAACACAUUACAACUUGAUAGCCCAAUUAACAAUCUAGAAUCCACUCUGAACAACAACACGACGAAUGAAACCCUAGCAGCAAUUAGCAUUCCCGGAGGGGAAAACAUAAAUGAAUUAGGAAACCCUAGUUCUUCAAAGUGCAAGUCAAAUGAAAAGAAAGGUAUUGUUGCUCAAGGGAUUAACAUUGGAGAAGCGGAGAAGAAACUUGACCACAAUGCAAGGGAGAGAGUGAGGAGGAUGAAUCUCAAUAUGUCCUACCAUACCCUUCGAUCAUUGCUCCCGGAUGCUCGAAGAUCAAAGAAGAGAUGGAGUUCAGCAAAGAUAGUGGAGAAGGUGUUGGAAUACAUACCCAAGUUAGAAGAUGAAGUGAGAAAGCUCAAGGAAAUGAUGAUCAUGAUCAAUGAAGAAUCCCCCAAUAUUCAAACUGAUGAAUAUCAGAGAACCAAUUCAGCUUCUAAUAAUUCAGUAAUGGUGAGUGAAAUUAAGAGAGGUGAAGUAAUAAUUCAAACAUGCAUGAGGAGGAACAAUAUUUUCUCAAUAAUAAUGCAGAAUCUUGAGGAAGAACAAGAAGAUGAUCAAGGUUUCUUGAUUUCAAGUGCCUCAACUGUUACUCUUUGUGAUCAGACUACAGUUUGUUGCACUCUUCAUCUUCAGAUGAAUGGAAAUUACUCAUUAGGAAAAGACUAUGUUACAGUAUUGAGGAACAAGCUCAUAUCUUGGUUAUUAUAAUAUAUAAUGUUUAUAUAUACUAAUCAUCAAUUAAUGUUAUUGUGCUC